AUGACUCGGCUGGAUUGCGUGAGGCGACUGAAGGAGUCGCAGCUGGUUAUCAAGCUGAUGGUUAGGUGCAGAGGAGCGCUAAGGCCGGAGGUGGUGAGCGCCGAGAAAAAGAGCUCCCCGGAGAGGAGCAAAGUGCCGCCCGAAUUGCCCUCGGUGCCACCACCCGUGCCGCCGCGGAAGCUGAGGCAAGCCCGAGGCUUGGCCGACGGCGAGGCGAACCCGAGUCCUGUGAAGAAAUCCUGGAGCGGAUCCAGGUCGCAGAGCAGCUCGUCGCAGAGUAGUUCGCAAAAUGGCUCGCCAAGCUCGCAGCCUGCCAAUCAGCUCGACAGCAAGUCGACCUCGUUCGAGAGCUGCGAGUCUUCCCCGAGGAGCAACGGGUCCGUGCUUCAGGAAAGCCCGAAGGCAUCGCCCAAGGAACGAUCGCCGGAACUCGCGAAAUCCAAGCAGGAACCUCCCGAAGCGAUGGUGUACAUGGACGCCAGGUCUCAAUGCGGCUCGACGCACGGAAGCACGUCGGACGACACGGGAAGUUCGAUGUCGACGGUGAUCGACCGAUUCUCAACCACCUCGGACCGAGUGUCCACCAUUUCAACCGUCUCGACUGCCUCCACCGCCUCCGAACAACCGGGCGAACAAUCCUCACGAGUGGAUCAGGACUUCGAUCGAUCCUCGGACCGCGACUCGCAACCGUCCAAAGCGAUCUACUCGUUCGAGAACCUGUCCGACGACUACCAAUCGUCCAACCCGACCCCUGACUAUCUCCUCCGUCGUUUGGCUAGCUCCGAAGCGGUGACCCACGUGGAGUCCCGGGGCGAGGUGGAGAAGAUCACGGCGGUGGUGGCGCCGAACACGGUGCUGAUCGAGGAAACGAUCACGUUUCAGCCGCCGUUGAGCUUCCAGGACGCGCCGUUGAGCUACGGCCACGAGGCCAGGCCCGAUCUCUUCUACACGGCCGACCUCGCCGCCGACUCGACCACGCAUUUCAGGCCAAUUAAGGACGACGUGGAGCUCGUCGAGCGCGUCAACAGCGUCCACUGCGAGGAAUACCAGCCUGCGGCCACCGAGUCUGUUGCGGCGAAGCGCAAGGAAACGAGCAGCAGGACGCCUCCGCCUCUGCCGGCCAGGAACCACGUGAACAGGAUCACGGUCAAUCAACCGAACAGCGACUCGCGUUCCCAGAAACCGUCCGACCAAUCUUCCAACAGCGAGACUGCACCUGUUCUACCGCCCAAGCCGCUGCCCAGAAGGGACGUCAAGAUCAGACGGAAGAGGCCACCCCCGCCACCGCCGCCACCCGCGAUCCUGCCGCGAACCGAGAUGAAACCGUCCUCGUUGCCCGAGUCCAGGCAAACGAGCUUCGAGAAGGAGGAGGACGACCAGCCCGACGUCGCAAACGCUAGCAAACUCGACGAGCUUGCUCGCGUUGUCAGGGCGAAGCUCUGCGAGGACAGGUCGAAGACAGACUCGGAGACGAUGUCGCGAAACCUGGCGGACGAGGUUACAGACACGGACAAGAAGAGAAGAGAGGCCGAGGAGACCGACGACACCGAGUCCAUGGAGAACUACGAUCCUCGGGAGGACGAGGGAUUCAGGACGAACAAGGUGUUGGAGAUCAUCGAGAUACGAAAGGCGAGGGCGUUCUCACCUCGCGGGACGAACUCAACGUCGCGUGACGAGAAGGGCAAAUGCGUUGCGAACGAUAACGCGAGCAAAGCAAAUACUAACCAUCAGGAGCCAGAGCUUAGAGCUUCGGUCAGCUCGGCCUCGACCGAGACGGAGGAUUCUGACGACGAGGGCGAACAGAUCACAAAGUUCAACGAGUCCAUAGACGAACUGGAGGACAAGCAGCAGUCGGUCGGAUGCGAGGGAUUCGACCGAUCGAGAGAGAUCGAUCCGCCCGAAGUUAAGAGCGAAGACACGUCGCUCGGGCGACGAGAGAGCAGCGGCAGCGAGGAUUCUUACCGAUCGUGCAACGAUAUCAGCUGUGCCCAGAGCAACAACGAAAUUACGGACGAGGAAGACACGAGCGAAGAAAGCGACGAAGGGGAUUAUUACUGGCAGAGCAACCUUGCGACCAUUGGCGAAGAGGAGGAGACCAAUUCCCUCGAGUACACGAAUCCGUGAGUCUUCAGCUUCGUUUGCGUUCUCACCCUUUCCCUCUCACUCUUCACGUCAAAUGUUAGUUAUUGGAAGGCAAAGCAUCGAACACGUCAUACCUGUACAAUUCGUAUUUAUUCAUUCCUUUCGAAGAAUUGAAAUUGAAAAUUCACAUUUCGGAUCGAAAGUGUAAUUAUAAUACCACGGGGUUAAGUAUUAUAACUCGAAACUUGUAAGACGUAAAGCGUCGAAAAUAUUAUACAAUUGGUAUUUAUUAAUCCUCUCGAGGAAUUGAAAUUCAAAAUUCACAUUUCGAAUCGAAAGUGUAAUUAUAAUACCACGGGGUUAAGUAUUAUAACUCGAAACUUGUAAGACGUAAAGCGUCGAAAAUAUUAUACAAUUGGUAUUUAUUAAUCCUCUUGAGGAAUUGAAAUUCAAAAUUCAGUAUUAUAAUUCAUACGAUUAUUUAUUAAUCGUCAGUUCGAAGAAUUGAAUUGAAAUUGAAAAUUCGAAACGACAAUUAAAUAAUACCACGGGUAUGGCUCGAUAUUGUAACUGAAAGGAUUAAUCUUGUGAAUCGAAUCAUCCUUUGUUACUGAGAUUGUGUUACUGCGAAUGUGACGAGCGUUUGAAAACUUCGCCGGUUAACUCGUCAUUCCCGGUUGAGGAAUAAUUUACCUGCUAUAACUUACCCCUUUCUAAUGAACUUUCACUAUAAUUAUCAUUGAGCUAGUGUACCACGACGUGACCAUAACAGACUGUUUAUCUUCUUCCCUGGAAGUUAUAUUUUAAAAUGUAUCGUCAAUCCCGCAGGGACCAAAAUGAACUAUAUGUCGAUUAUAUUUCGACACUAAAUUAAAUAUUAGACACUAAAUUAAAUAUUACACACUAUUAUAUUAAAUUAAAUAUUAGUAUUAAAUAUUAGUACAUACUAAUAUACAAAUAUUAGUAUAAAAAUUUAGUACAAAUAGUACAGAUAUAAGUAUUAAAUAUUAGCCCAAAUAUUAGUAUUAAAUAUUAAUACAGACUAAUAUACAAAUAUUAGCAUAAAAAAUUUAGUACAAAUAGUACAGAUAUUAGUAUUAAAUAUUGGUAUAAAUAUUGGUACAGAUAUUAGUAUUAAAUAUUAGUACAGAUAUUAGUAUUAAAUAUUAAUACAGACUAAUAUACAAAUAUUAGUAUAAAAAAUUUAGUAUACAAAUAUUAGUACAGAUAUUAAAUAUUAGUAAGUAUUAAAUAUUAGUAAAGAUAUUAGUAUUGAAUAUUAGUACAAACUAAUAUACAAGUAUUAAAUAUUAGUACAAAUAUUAGCAUUAAAUAUUAGUACAGACUAAUAUACAAAUAUUAGUAUAAAAAAUUUAGUACAAAUAUUAGUACAGAUAUUAGUAUUGAAUAUUAGUACAAACUAAUAUACAAGUAUUAAAUAUUAGUACAGAUAUUAGCAUUAAAUAUUAGUACAGACUAAUAUACAAAUAUUAGUAUUAAAUAUUAGUACAGAUAUUAGCAUUAAAUAUUAAUACAGACUAAUAUACAAAUAUUAGUAUAAAAAAUUUAGUACAAAUAUUAGUACAGAUAUUAGUAUUGAAUAUUAGUACAAACUAAUAUACAAGUAUUAAAUAUUAGUACAGAUAUUAGCAUUAAAUAUUAGUACAGACUAAUAUACAAAAAUAUUAGUAUUAAAUAUUAGUACAGAUAUUAGUAUUAAAUAUUAGUAAAUAUACAAAUAUUAGUAUUAAAUAUUAGCACAGAGUAUAAUAUACGCCACAAUUCAACUAUUUCUCGUUUCACAUUUUGAAACAUUCUGAAAAAAAAAAAAGAAAGAAAAACCGAAGAGAUACGAGCGAACAGCGGGCAACACUUUGUUGUUAGUUGAAAUGCUUACUUCGGAUUCGAACUCCGGAGAUGAAGGUUUUUAGGGUUGUACGAUACAUUUGGCGAUAAACGUGUCGUUCAACUUUGCGAAACCAGUUCCUGCGAAAGAGGGAAUAAAACGAAACCAUCCGUACACAAUGAUCGGUCGCCAGACACUUCUCGAUCUGCUACCUGAUUCUACUCCAAAACUGGUGACUCGCAUCGACCCAUCGAUGUGUACCAUCUGACAGAUUCUACCGGGAUAGCUUUUUUAUCCACACUGCGAUAGUGCCUGCGUGGCAAGCAGUCUAAACUGCAAAAUAAGGCGCGAGUUCGCAGUACAUUAAUUCACACAACUGCGGAUCUUUGUCUUUAAUUGCGAGCAAAUUACGUUUCCAUCCUGCUCGUCGUACCUGCGAUUUAUACUUGCAAAACGCCUUCAACACUCGUGUUUAUUUAUAGCGCGUUCGAGUCACGCCUUCCUCGAUGCAUAAUUGAGUCAUCGGGUCGUCUCGUAUAAUUUUGCGUUGGUCAUUUCACCGACAAAGUCCGACACGGAGUUAGAGCAAUUGUGUUUAACGAUUGGCUCGUCGACACUCGGGUUGUUCAAAAUCAUUGAUUAAUUAAAAAGAGAGACAGAGUAUGUGUAGCUCACUCUGGCGUUGGAUCUAUCUUUAACUUGUAAUUAAUUUAAUCGGGAAACUCAUCGGGACGAACAGUGAUAAUAGAAGUUUCCAGGUGGCAUCAACGAUCGACUCAGUAAUAUCAAAAUCGAUUGAUCCCGCAGCGAGGCGAAUUUAUUUUAUUAAUUUUGUGAAAAUGGAACACCAUGGGGAAAUUUCGGUCGCCAAACGGCGGCGAAAAGUUAUUCGGCGUUAUUACAACCCCCUUUACCUAAUCCACUGACACUUUGAAUAUGAAGCUUUAUUAAGAAGAGUGAAUUGUCUCUGUUGUGCAACAGGAACAACGAAGAAUUAAACGACAGCGAGGCGAGCGUCGCGGGGAAAGCAGAGCGAGAGGAAUCGCCAGGCUCGAUGGGAGACAAGUUCGAUGCAAAUGGUAAGUGCGAAUAAAGUGACGUCUUCAUUAUCCUCUUCAUUAGGCUGUUCCUAGUUGGCAAGAGUCCCUCGCCCGGCAAAUCAAAAGCCGCCGGUUCGAGGUCAGUGGCGCAAACAAUCGGUUCUAUUAAAAUAUUCGCUCGACUCAGUCGAUUAAAAUCCAUCCAGCCGCGCAGAGAAAUGUUAGCGCCACUCGCGAAUUCCCCUUAAUUGGCCAGUUUCUUGCCUCGACUCUUGCUCUUGCCUUCUAUCAGAUGCUAUUCGUUUAACCAACUUUGUCACUAGUACUACCGAGGUGGUCGAAAUUUUUGUCAGGUAUCUACACGCACAGAUAUUUAGAUGAUAAUUUUUAAUUAAAUAUUUAGGUAUUAUAGACGUAUUAAAGAAU
Messenger RNA from Heterotrigona itama, 5394 nucleotides. The record is from the annotation of a GenBank genome assembly. Lineage: Eukaryota; Metazoa; Arthropoda; Insecta; Hymenoptera; Apidae.